AUGAAAGAUUGGCUCAACAUUCCUCUUAUACAGAUCUUCACCCUGGCAGCCUUCAGCUUGACAGAGAAGCUCCCUAAAGCACCAAUCAUCACUACUUCUCUUGAAACAGUGGAUGCAUUGGUUGAAGAGGCAGCCACCUUUGUGUGUGUCGUAAAGUCUUUCCCCCAGGCAGAGAUUACCUGGACACGCAAUAACAUUCCUAUCAGGUUUUUUGAUACUAGAUAUGCCAUACGAGAAAAUGGGCAACUCCUAACUAUUUUGAGUGUGGAAGACAGUGAUGAUGGGAUAUAUUGUUGCACCGCAAACAACGGUGUAGGAAUAGAAGCAGAAAGCUGUGGGGCAUUACAAGUGAAAAUGAAACCGAAAAUAACCCGUCCACCUUCAAAUCUGAAAAUCAUUGAAGGAUUAAAGGCUGUUUUCCCAUGCACUACAAUGGGAAAUCCCAAGCCUUCAGUUUCCUGGAUCAAAGGAGAAAACGUGAUAAAGGAAAAUUCUCGGAUUGCUAUUCUUGAAUCUGGCAGUUUAAGGAUUCAUAAUGUGCAGAAGGAAGAUGGUGGACAUUACCGCUGUGUGGCAAAGAAUAGUCUCGGGACAGCCUACUCUAAACCUGUAAUUCUGGAAGUGGAAGUUUUUGCUCGAAUUCUGAAGGCUCCUGAAUCCUAUAAUGUCAGCUUUGGCUCUGUGGUAACUCUGCAGUGUGUAGCAACAGGCAUCCCAACUCCCACCAUAACAUGGCUUGAAAAUGGAAAAGCUGUGUCAGCAGGAUCCAUAGUAGAAACAGUAGAAGACAAAAUGAUUGAUUCACGGCUGCAGGUUUAUGUCACUCGUCCAGGUUUAUUCACCUGUAUAGCCACCAACAAGCACAGUGAGACUUAUGGCACUGCAAAAGCUGCAGCAACUAUUAAUGUUUCAGAAUGGAGCAAAUUCUACAAAGGUGAUGCAGGCUACUGCAGUUCAUAUCGGGGAGAGGUGUGCAGUGCUUUGUUGGCAAAGGAUGCAUUUGUUUUUUUUAAUACUUCCUAUGGAGACCCAGAGGAGACCCAGGAAUUGCUUGUUCGCACAGCCUGGGCUGAGCUGAAAACCAUGAGUCCGUUCUGCCGUCCAGCCGCUGAGUCACUGCUCUGUCACUACAUCUUCCAGGAGUGCAACCCCUCCAGGAUUGGACCUGCUCCAAAACCUGUUUGCAGAGAGCAUUGCCUUGCUGUAAAGGAUCUCUACUGCUUUAAGGAAUGGCUUGCGAUGGAAGAAAAUGCCCGCAGAGGUAUUUAUAAGCCGGCACUGAUGUUGCUUACUUUGCCAGAGUGUAACAGACUUCCCAGCAUGCACCAAGAUCCCACCGUCUGCACCAGGAUCCCACAUUUUGAGCUGAAAAAAGAAGGCACAACAGAAACUUGUUACAAAGGGAAUGGGGCAACAUAUGAAGGUUCGGUGAAUGUCACAGCUUCUGGCAUUCCAUGUCAGAAGUGGAGUGCACAGGUUCCUCAUGCACACAGAAAAACACCUGAGAUUUUCCCAGAGCUCUUCGAUGCAAUCAAUUAUUGUCGUAAUCCAGGAGGUGAAAAUGCACGGCCCUGGUGUUAUACAAAAGAUCCUUCUAUACAGUGGGAAUAUUGCCACAUACCUCAGUGUGAAGAUGAUUCCUUGGCAUUGGGAACAACAAAGUUGAGUACAGUAUCUCCACAUUUCCCUUUCUUCUCCUCUCUCUCUCCUACCUACUCCAUGACUGUCAUCAUCUCCAUCAUCUCCAGCUUUGCAAUGGUCAUCAUUCUCAUUAUUACAGUCCUUGUUUGUUGUCGGAGACGCAAGCAGUGGAAAAACAAAACAAGGGAGUUGGUACCACCAGCUCUGACCACUCUUCCUUCGGAGCUCUUGUUGGACAGGCUGCACCCCAACCCCAUGUAUCAACGCAUGCCUCUACUUUUGAAUCCCAAAUUAUUCAGUUUGGAAUAUCCACGAAAUAAUAUUGAAUACGUAAGAGAUAUCGGAGAAGGUGCUUUUGGACGGGUCUUCCAAGCAAGGGCUCCUGGACUGCUUCCCUAUGAACCCUUCACAAUGGUUGCAGUGAAGAUGCUCAAAGAAGAAGCCUCAGCAGACAUGCAGGCCGAUUUUCAGAGAGAGGCAGCUCUCAUGGCUGAAUUUGACAAUCCAAACAUUGUCAAACUUUUAGGGGUGUGUGCUGUCGGAAAGCCAAUGUGCCUGCUUUUCGAAUACAUGGCGUUUGGAGACCUGAACGAAUACCUGCGAAACCGAUCGCCACGCAGCCUCUGUAACCCAAGCGGCAACAACCUUGAGCCAAAGAUCAGACCCUCCAGCCCUAACGUGCCCACUCUUUCUUGCACUGAACAACUCUGCAUUGCCAAACAAGUCGCAGCCGGAAUGGCCUAUCUUUCAGAACGCAAGUUUGUGCACCGGGACCUGGCCACGAGAAACUGUUUGGUAGGAGAAAACAUGGUGGUUAAAAUUGCUGACUUUGGUCUCUCCAGAAAUAUGUACUCGGCGGACUAUUACAAAGCCAAUGAGAACGAUGCCAUCCCCAUACGUUGGAUGCCCCCUGAAUCUAUCUUCUACAACCGUUAUACGACAGAGUCUGAUGUCUGGGCCUAUGGAGUGGUCCUGUGGGAAAUUUUUGCCUUUGGCAUGCAACCCUAUUAUGGGAUGGCUCACGAGGAAGUCAUUUAUUACGUAAGAGAUGGAAAUAUCCUGUCGUGCCCAGAUAACUGCCCUUUGGAGCUGUACAAUCUGAUGCGCCUUUGUUGGAGCAAGUUGCCUUCGGAUAGGCCGAGCUUCGCAGGCAUCCACCGUAUUCUGGAGAGGAUGUACGAGAGGGCGAUGGCUGCCGAGCAGGUGUGAACUGUUCUCUCGAGCAAGGGACUCCCAAGCUGAACCCUUCAGGUGUAUUGGAUAACAAACCUGAGAAUUCCCAGACAGACUGACUACUGUAGUCCAAUACAUGGUGGUGAUG
This is a messenger RNA of Protobothrops mucrosquamatus (brown spotted pit viper), 2962 nucleotides long. It is a transcript of the gene MUSK, whose product is annotated as muscle associated receptor tyrosine kinase. Gene Ontology annotation, molecular function: protein binding; ATP binding; transmembrane receptor protein tyrosine kinase activity. Bases 1 to 2850 code for a protein of 949 amino acids. Gene Ontology annotation, biological process: cell surface receptor protein tyrosine kinase signaling pathway; multicellular organism development; protein phosphorylation. Lineage: Eukaryota; Metazoa; Chordata; Lepidosauria; Squamata; Viperidae. Gene Ontology annotation, cellular component: signaling receptor complex. The transcript is spliced from 17 exons. The record is from RefSeq and is a predicted model, not a curated record.